CCGCCUGGGGCCUAUGGGGAGGGAGGGAGGGGGAUGGAUGGAGAGGCUCCGAAAGCUGUGGAGGGGCCGCACCAUGACCUUCGGGGUCCCCCUCUUGCUGUAUCUUGUUGGAGGAUCUUUUGGACUCCGUGAAUUUGCUCAGAUAAGAUACGAUGUCCACAAACUACAUGGCAAGGUUGAUCCAGCUUUGAAAGAAAAAUUAAAACAGAACACUGUGACACUGGAAUCUGAAUAUGAGAAGCUGGAAAAGUCUGACCUGGAUAACUGGGAGAACAUCAGAGGACCCCGUCUGUGGGAAGAUUCUAGGACUGUUCAGAAGCAACGGCGGGAGGCUGUCCGUCUCAAGACAGAGUGACUGAGCAAGCCUACUUUGGUGCCUCUGCAAAAAAAAAAAAGUCUCAGUCUGAACUGUCGUAUUUUUUAAUCCAGUAUCAGGAACAGACACGGGAGGGGGGGAUUGCACUGAACAAUUCAUGCUGGUGUAUAUAUAAGUAACUGUGAGAUCAGUCCAAAAGGCACUGUAUUAUAUGAAACUCUUUGUUUGCAUCCAUUUGCACAGAGUUCUAUAGGCUGCAUAUAUCAAUUCUCAAUUAAAAAAAUAGCUGAUUAUUCUACUGAGAAUAUCCUAUUGUUUUUCAAUCCCUAUCAUUCAAAACUGAGAUGCUUCAGCAAGGAAUAACAUUGCAGGAGUCACUUGUCAGUACUAGAAGUUGUCAUCCUAAUGAGAACAACAGUGCUGUCAUCUAGAUGUGCGUGACCAGAUAAAUGCUGCUUCAGGGAGCCCCUGCAUGACUUCAGGCUCUUAAGCUUGGAAGGGACUCCACAGGCAUAUGAACUGUUCGGAACAGUGAGUCCAUUUUUGGCUAAAUAAUAUUCUUGUGUUUCAUUUCCAGGAAGUUGGCUGUCCAGAGGCGUAUACAGAGCGUCAGCUGGUAAUUGGUCAAAUAACAUUUGUUUAGCUGUGGUUAGAUUUUUGUUUAUUGAUACCUUCAUGCAGGCAGGACCUUUGCACUGGAACUUCUCUGUUUAAGUUGGAAGAAUUCUUCCUCACUAAAAGCUGUGCUGGUUCUCUGUGAACAAGUAUUGUAACAGAAUCUUGAACCACUAUAUAAUGGCAAAGCUCAUCUUACAUAUAUUAUUACCUGUAUAUUUGUGCACGUGCACAGAUUUUUUUUUUAUCUUUUGAUGAAUUCUUCUGAAAUGCUUGUCUUUUUAUAGUUGUCUUUGCUGAAUGUUUGCUGUUAGAGGAAACCACGCUAACGUUCACGACACUUCUGCUGAGACAGUUCAAUGAAGAAGCAUCUAGUCAAUUUUUCAAAUGAAAUGAAGCUUUUGAUAAAGUGUAACAACAGACUUGUAAAACUCCUCUUCAGAGGAAUGGAGUGGUAGAGCACAGAUUAACAGUAGAUUCUAGUUUCAAAGCAUUCAGUGACACCUAUA
Haliaeetus leucocephalus (bald eagle) is the source of this 1440-nucleotide messenger RNA. RefSeq names its product cytochrome c oxidase assembly protein COX16 homolog, mitochondrial. Bases 14 to 355 code for a protein of 113 amino acids. The record is from RefSeq and is a predicted model, not a curated record. Gene Ontology annotation, biological process: mitochondrial respiratory chain complex IV assembly. The transcript is spliced from 4 exons. Gene Ontology annotation, cellular component: mitochondrial inner membrane. Lineage: Eukaryota; Metazoa; Chordata; Aves; Accipitriformes; Accipitridae.